This is a messenger RNA of Lasiosphaeria miniovina, 1931 nucleotides long. RefSeq lists its product as uncharacterized. Lineage: Eukaryota; Fungi; Ascomycota; Sordariomycetes; Sordariales; Lasiosphaeriaceae. Gene Ontology annotation, cellular component: nucleoplasm. The record is from RefSeq and is a predicted model, not a curated record. The coding region runs from base 188 to 1594 and encodes 468 amino acids. Gene Ontology annotation, biological process: DNA replication-dependent chromatin assembly; CENP-A containing chromatin assembly. Gene Ontology annotation, molecular function: histone binding. The transcript has 2 exons.
GCUCUACUGUAGUUAUAGUAGCGACAGACCACCGCCUCAGGAUUCAUUCUAUCAAUUCUAUCAAUUCUAUCAACUCCAACAAAACCACCACCACCAAUUGUAUGCUCUCAAUUGGACCUAAUUGUCACUUUCUCCAGAUAAAAUCAUCCCAAUAAUUCAAUCCAUCUCCCAGAAUCAAACAGAUAUCAUGGCCACGCCAACACCCUCGACCGGCACUGCGACGCCGUUGGAGCUCGACCCUGAGCAGGCGGCACAGAGCCUCAAGGUCUCGCUAGCCGACCUGUCGGCCAAGGCGACGGCCCUCUACGCCCACAACAAGUAUGAGAAGGCCGCCGAGGUCUAUUCGCACGCCGCCGAGAUGCAGGCCGAGAUGAACGGCGAGAUGAGCCCCGACAACGCCGAGAUCCUGUUCCUGUACGGCCGCGCCCUCUUCAAAGUCGGCCAGAGCAAGAGCGACGUCCUGGGCGGCAAGGCCCCUGACGCAAAGCCAAAAGCCCCCGCGAAGCCGGCCAAGAAGAACGGCGCCGCAACCGCAGACUCUAAGAACGGCGAGGGCGCAUCGUCGUCGAGCGCACACAAAGACAUGGUCGUACUAACCGCCAAGAAAGACGAGCCCAGCCCCGAUGAGAAGAAGAAGCCCCUCUUCCACUUUGAGGGCGACGAGAACUUUGAUGGCUCCGACUCGGACCAGGAAGAUGAGGAGGAGGAGGAGGAGGAAGGAGAGGACGACGUAAACGACGACCUAGCCAACGCCUUUGAGAUUUUCGACCUCGCGCGCGUGCUCCUCGAGAAGCGACUGGAGCUAGCACAAGAAGAAGCCAAGACAACACCCCAGGAGGGCACCGUCCAGGAAGAGCGCAGGGCCCAGGAAGAGCGCAAGGCCGAAGAAGAAGGCGACGCCGCAGAAGGACAACGGGGCGACGAGUCCCCAGCCGUCAGACAUAUCAAGGAACGUCUGGCCGACACGCACGCCCUGCUGGCCGAGAUUUCGCUCGAGAACGGAAAGUAUCCGAUAGCAAUUAGGGAUUCCCGGGCCUCGCUCAAAUACAAACAGGAGCUGUAUCCGGAGCAUUCCGAGAUCAUUGCUGAGGCGCACUUCAAGCUCUCUCUGGCGCUGGAGUUUGCGUCGGUGACCAAGUCCGAGGACGACGCGGGCGCCAACAACGCAGCCGGCGGCGACAACAACGUCAUGGACCAGAAGCUGCGCGACGAGGCCGUGGCCGAGAUGGAGCUGGCCAUCGCCAGUACCAAGUUGAAGCUGCAGCGACAGGAGGUGGACCUGGCGACGCUGCACAACCCCGAGGAGAACGACUCGACGCGCGAGACCAUCACGGAGGUCAAGGAGAUGAUCGCCGACAUGGAGCAGCGCCUCGUCGACCUCAAGGGACCGCCCAUCGACAUUAACGCUGCCCUGGGUCUCCCCCCUGCUUCCACCGCCGCCGAGGCCGCCCAGGAGCCCCAGGAGGUCACCGACCAGGUCAAGAAGAACGCGACAGACCUGUCGGGCCUGGUGCGGAAAAAGCGCAAGGCCGAGGACAAGCCUGCCGAGGAGCUAGAGAGCAAGAAGAUCAAGGAGGGCGAGACUGUAAACUAAAAAAAAGGCGGUAUUCUUUUUUUUCUUUCCCUCUUCCGGUCUGGCGUCAUGUUUUGUGUUUUCACGGCUUUCGUUUACAUCCUUGCAACGCCUGCUACUACUACCGCUGCUAUGCUAUGCUAUGCGGGUCUUCUAUUUUACGUAUGAGCCAGCCAUGCGGAGGGUGGGAUGGGAAAUGGGAAAUAUAUGGGAUGGGCAUGUUUGCUGUGUAAGAAAAUCUACCCAGGUUGAAAGGGGUCGGCGCUAGAUGGAGCCUCGGAAUGAAUCGGUCGGCUACUACGUACUACACGUAUCGGCGGCGGCGGCGGCGGGAGCGGGAGCGGGAGCGGGAGCGGGA